AUGCCUAGUCCGGGUAAACAGAGAUCGCUAUCGCAAAGGUCUCAACAAGAACACCACGAACAGAGGAGUCCAUUCAGCGACCCCAACGAGUCAUUUGACACCUCCUCCAUUCUACAAUCACCAUUGGAAUCACAUUUCGGUCAUCAGAAUCCAAAUAAUCAACGAAAUGUUUCGUUUGAAGGAAGAUCCGGACCACACGGAAUAGACCAAGUAUACUCGGAUGACUCCAUGCCACCAACUCCACAACUCAACACAGACGGAUUCGAAGGUACCAGAACCUCUUCGUUGAGAUUCCAAUUACCUGGUGACAACAACAACAACAACAACAAUGGUAACAGUAACAUCACCACAAAUAAUGCUUCAGCAAAUGUACAUACACCGCCAACAUCGGCAUCUUCAUCCUCCACAUUACGGCCAGGUGACCAUGAUGCUACCAGGUCGCCAUUCUUUGACGAUGUCAUCUUGGAGGAUGAAGUUUACCAAAAACCAAAAAUGCCCGAAGAUUCGGAAAUGACAAAGGAGUUUGGAAGCGAAGAAGAUGUUUCAACAAAGAGACAUAGAUGGGGAACAAAGAGAGAUAAAGACGGAAGGAAAAAGAAGGAGAAUGUAAGCCGGUCCAAAACAUUGAAACGCAUACUACAUCCACACCAUAACCACCACAGUAACAGUAACAACAGUAACAACAAUAACAACCACGAUAAGGAACACCGACUGUUAAAAGGGAGAUUACAAUCAAUUAGAAAACCAAACACACACUCUGUUGACUUUCCCGAAUUGCACCACAGAGACUCUGACUCUGAAGAAAAUUUCGAUCCCGAGGCUAACGAUGUAAAGAAUAGGAAAAGAGAAAAGAGAGUAGUGGUAUUCAACAGAGAUUUGCCGGUGGAGUAUAGAGAUCCAGAAACUGGUAAACCCACCACUGAUUACCCAAGAAACAAGAUUAGAACUACAAAGUACACACCAUUAACCUUUUUGCCCAAGAAUAUCUGGAACCAAUUCUUCCACAAUAUUGCCAACAUCUAUUUCCUCGCAUUGAUCAUCUUGGGUGCCUUUGAAAUAUUUGGUGUGCCUUCUCCAGUGCUUGCUGCUGUGCCAUUGAUUGUUAUUGUUAUCAUCACUGCAAUCAAGGAUGCCAUUGAGGACUCGCGAAGGACUAUUACCGAUUUGGAAGUCAAUAACCAAUACACACAUAUUUUGGAACAAGUCGACCAAGAUUCAUCGGGUUACCAAUACGAAAAUAGAAAUGUUAAUGACGAAAAAAUCUCACUUUGGAGAAGAUUCAAAAAAUGGAACACAAGACUCAUGAUCAAAUUCUGGGGUGCGUCAAAGAGGAAUUUGACCAAGGAAGGAAGAGCAAAUAAGAUGAGGGAAAAAUACAACAAAAAGAAUGGUAUCAUUCCAGAAGAUGAAAACCAAGGACGGAAAUCAUUUGAAAGCGAUUUCGCAUCUCCAAGAAACUCGAUGGAGUCUUCAAACCCAUUCGGCGAUAAUGCUAAUAACACAACAGGUGAAAUGAUGCGCAAAUCAUUUCAACAACAAAGAAGAGCUAGCCAUCAUUAUGAGCCAAAGACUUUAAAAUUUGUAAAGAAGUAUUGGAAAGAUGUUCGUGUGGGGGAUGUGCUUCGUAUAUACAAUAACGAAGAAAUCCCAGCCGAUAUCGUUGUUUUGUCUACAAGUGAUGAAGAUAAUUGUUGUUUUGUUGAAACCAAGAACCUCGAUGGUGAAACUAAUUUGAAAGUUAAACAGUCAAUGAAAUAUUCUUCAGUAAAUCAAAAGAUACACAAGGCAGAUGAUAUGAUGGAUAUGUCAUUCCAAGUCGACUCUGAAGGACCACACGCAAACCUUUACUCGUACGAAGGAAAUCUCAAGUAUACCGCUAGAAAUGGAGAAGAGUAUCAGGAACCAGUCACGAUCAACAACUUGUUACUUCGUGGGUGCUCGUUGAGAAACACCAAAUGGGUCGUUGGUGUUGUUGUGUUUACUGGUGACGAUACCAAGAUUAUGCUCAAUGCUGGAGUCACCCCUACAAAGCAAUCAAGAAUGUCGAGGGAAUUGAAUUACUAUGUCCUUCUCAACUUUUUGUUACUUUUCGUCAUUUGUUUCAUAUCGGGUUUAGUUAAUGGAUUGUAUUAUAGAAAAACUGGAACUUCAAGGGAUUACUUUGAGUUUGGUACAAUUGCUGGGUCGCCAUCCGUUAAUGGUCUUGUUGGCUUUUUUGUUGCAUUGAUCUUGUACCAGUCGUUGGUACCCAUUUCACUUUACAUCACUAUUGAAAUUAUCAAAACAGCACAAGCUUUUUUUAUAUACUCUGACGUUGGAAUGUAUUAUCCAAACUUGGAUUUCCCUUGCACACCCAAAUCAUGGUCCAUUAGUGAUGACUUGGGACAAAUUGAGUAUAUUUUUAGUGACAAAACUGGUACAUUAACGCAGAAUGUGAUGGAAUUUAAAAAGUGUACUAUCAAUGGAGUUAGCUAUGGCCGUGCAUAUACUGAGGCGCUUGCGGGUUUAAGAAAGCGUUUGGGAAUCGAUGUUGAAGCCGAAGCAGCACAUGAACGACAAAUGAUUGCUCAGGAUAAGGAAGAUAUGAUUGUUAAAUUGAGACAAGUGUUGAAGAAUACAGUUUACGAUGAUGAAAUCACAUUUGUUUCUUCAAAGUUUAUUGAUGACUUAUUGGGACAAAGUGGAGAAGAACAAAAGGAAGCAGAUUAUCAUUUCAUGCUUGCAUUGGCAUUAUGCCACUCAGUCUUGACUGAACAAAGUAAUAAGAAUCCACAUAAAUUAGUGUUGAAGGCACAGUCGCCGGAUGAAGCUGCACUUGUGGGUACGGCAAGAUCUUUGGGUUUCAAUUUCAAAGGAACAACUAAAAAAGGUUUUCUUGUUGAUGAACAUGGUGUGACAAAAGAAUAUCAAGUGCUUAAUACAUUGGAAUUCAACUCUACAAGAAAGAGAAUGAGUACAAUUAUCAAGAUUCCUGCUGAACCUGAGCCCAAGGCAUUGUUAAUUUGUAAAGGUGCGGACUCUAUUAUUUAUGAUAGAUUGUCCAAGACUGAUAACGACCCCAAUUUGCUUGAGUCUACGGCUAGACACCUUGAGGAGUAUGCCACUGAAGGUUUAAGAACAUUGUGUAUUGCUGAGAGAGAGUUGACAUGGAGUCAAUAUACUGAAUGGAACAAGAGACAUCAGCAAGCAGCCUCGUCGUUGGAGGAUAGAGAAGGGAAGAUGGAAGCAGUUGCUGAUUCUAUAGAGCGAGAAUUGGUUUUGCUUGGAGGUACUGCUAUUGAAGAUAGGUUGCAAGAUGGUGUUCCUGAUGCAAUUUCGCUUUUGGCAGAUGCGGGAAUCAAGUUGUGGGUCUUGACUGGUGACAAGGUUGAAACGGCAAUCAAUAUUGGGUUUUCGUGUAAUCUUUUGGGGAAUGAUAUGGAGUUGCUUGUUAUCAAAACAGCAUAUAGUGCCGAGGAUACUGAAAAGAUGGGUGGUUUAGAUCUUGGGUUUGGUAAUGGUGAGGCACAGAUUAUUGAUACUGUGAUUUCUUACUAUUUACAACAUCAUUUUGGUAUGGAAGGUUCGUUUGAGGAGAUUGAAGCUGCAACUGGCGACCAUUCCACUCCUGACCCUAGAUUUGGUGUUGUUAUUGAUGGUGAUGCUUUGAAAUUGGCGUUGCUCAACCCUAAUACCAAGAGGAAAUUUCUUUUGCUCUGUAAAAAGUGUCGUGCUGUCUUGUGUUGUCGUGUUUCGCCUGCUCAAAAAGCAGCUGUUGUUAAAUUGGUCAAGGAUACUUUGGACGUGAUGACCUUGGCGAUUGGUGAUGGGUCUAAUGAUGUUGCGAUGAUCCAAGCAGCAGAUGUUGGUGUUGGUAUUGCUGGUGAAGAAGGUAGACAGGCUGUGAUGUCUUCUGAUUAUGCGUUUGGUCAAUUUAGGUUUCUUGCGAGGUUGUUAUUGACACAUGGAAGAUGGUCGUACAAGAGGUUUAGUGAAAUGAUUCCGUCUUUUUUUUACAAGAACAUUAUUUUCAAUAUUGCAUUGUUUUGGUAUGGUAUCUAUUGUGACUUUGAUGGUACUUAUUUGUUUGAGUUUACCUAUCUUAUGUUUUACAAUUUGGCAUUUACUUCUUUGCCGGUGAUCUUUUUGGGUAUAUUUGACCAGGAUGUUAGUGCCAAGGUCUCGCUUCUUGUUCCACAAUUGUAUCGUUCGGGUAUUUUGCGCAGUGAGAUGAGUGAUUUGAAGUUUUACUGGUAUUGUCUUGAUGGGAUUUAUCAGAGUGCUAUCUCGUUCUUUUUCCCAUAUUUGAUGUAUAUGGUUGCGUUUCCCAAUAUGAAUGGUAGGCCUGUUGACCAUAGGUUUUGGGUUGGUGUUCCGGUUACUGUUAUUGCAUGCACGAGUUGUAACUUGUACAUUUUGUUUCAUCAGCAACGAUGGGAUUGGCUAAGCUCCUUGAUUAUAGCCAUUAGUAUUUUGAUUGUGUUUAUAUGGACGGGUAUUUGGUCGUCUUCAGAGUAUUCUUCAACGCAAUUCUACAAGGCUGCUGCCGAAGUGUUUGGUAUGACAUCGUUUUGGGCGUGCAUAUUCAUUGGUAUCAUUAUAUGUCUUUUGCCAAGGUUCUUUUAUGAUAUUUUGCAAAAAGCGUAUCGACCCAAGGAUGUUGAUAUCAUUAGAGAGUGUGUUUUACGUGGAGAUUUCGAUGCUUAUCCCGAUACGUAUGAUCCUACUGACCCCAAUAGGCCCAAGAUUAGUUCUUAUUCGAGUGGUGUUGUAAAUCGGAUCAGUAUGGAUCGUCAGGAUAGUAGAGAGCGCAGAGCCAAUGGAACUGGAACUGGAACUGGAACUGGAACUGGAACCAAUUCGCCAGGUUCGUCAACAGAAAAUAUAGUUGACGAGAGGAUAGAUGAAGUGGCAUAUUUGCCACCAACACCGCCACCGGGCGUUGUGGCCAAGAUGAAGAAGAAGUCGAGGUCUUUUUUUUCACAUAUGAACAAUUCUGAUGUGAGUACGGAGACUAUUGCGAUGGAUGAUUUCAAUCAGGACAGAAGAAGAAUAUCGAUGAUUAGUGAACGUAAUAGAGUCAGACUGGGACCUAUAUAG
Molecule: messenger RNA, 5079 nt
Organism: Lodderomyces elongisporus
Lineage: Eukaryota; Fungi; Ascomycota; Pichiomycetes; Serinales; Debaryomycetaceae
Gene: DNF1
Product: aminophospholipid-translocating P4-type ATPase
Exons: 1
Coding region: 1-5079 (1692 amino acids)
Biological process (GO): phospholipid translocation
Cellular component (GO): trans-Golgi network; plasma membrane
Molecular function (GO): ATP binding; ATP hydrolysis activity; magnesium ion binding
Source: RefSeq, a predicted model, not a curated record